UUGGGAUUAGCUUAUACAAGCACGCGCACUAAAAUUUAUUUUUACGCGAAAAACAAUAUUGCAGCUUUCUUCUCUCCAGACGACUCCAGCGGUAUCUCUUCGUGCACAACAUCUGAUAGCCUCAAUCCCACGCACAGAGCUCAGUCAGCUUUCAUUCCGAGACAUUCUGAUGAAGUUUUGCUAGAUAUUGGAGAUGCU
Cylicostephanus goldi is the source of this 198-nucleotide messenger RNA. NCBI's taxonomy places the organism in Eukaryota, Metazoa, Nematoda, Chromadorea, Rhabditida, Strongylidae. The record is from the annotation of a GenBank genome assembly.